Suncus etruscus (white-toothed pygmy shrew) is the source of this 2462-nucleotide messenger RNA. It is a transcript of the gene HSD17B4, whose product is annotated as hydroxysteroid 17-beta dehydrogenase 4. The coding region runs from base 12 to 2222 and encodes 736 amino acids. The transcript has 24 exons. Gene Ontology annotation, molecular function: oxidoreductase activity. NCBI's taxonomy places the organism in Eukaryota, Metazoa, Chordata, Mammalia, Eulipotyphla, Soricidae. The record is from RefSeq and is a predicted model, not a curated record.
AGAGCUGAGCGAUGGCCGCGCCGCUGAGAUUCGACGGGCGGGUGGUCCUGGUCACCGGCGCAGGGGGAGGAUUGGGCCGAGCGUAUGCCCUGGCUUUUGCAGAAAGAGGUGCAUCAGUUGUUGUGAAUGACUUAGGAGGGGACAUGAAGGGAGUUGGUAAAGGCUCAUCAGCUGCUGAUAAGGUUGUCGAGGAAAUAAGAAGAAAAGGCGGAAAAGCAGUGGCUAACUAUGACUCAGUGGAAGCGGGAGAGAAGCUGGUGAAAACAGCGCUGGAUGCUUUUGGAAGAAUAGAUGUUGUUAUCAACAAUGCUGGAAUUCUGAGAGACCGUUCCUUCAGUAGAAUAAGUGAUGAAGACUGGGAUAUAAUCCAUAGAGUUCAUUUGCGGGGCUCCUUCCUGGUGACGCGGGCAGCCUGGGAUCACAUGAAGAAGCAGAAGUUUGGAAGAAUCAUCAUGACUUCAUCUGCUUCAGGAAUCUACGGCAAUUUUGGCCAGGCGAAUUAUAGUGCUGCCAAACUGGGUCUUCUUGGCCUUUCAAACACUCUUGCAGUGGAAGGCAGUAAAAACAACAUUCACUGUAAUACCAUUGCCCCAACUGCUGGAUCACGGUUGACGCAGAAUAUUCUGCCUGGAGAUCUUCUGGAUGCUCUGAAGCCUGAGUAUGUGUCACCUCUGGUCCUUUGGCUUUGCCAUGAGAGUUGUGAGGAAAACGGUGGCUUGUUUGAGGUUGGAGCAGGCUGGAUUGGAAAAUUACGUUGGGAGCGGACCCUCGGUGCCAUUGCCAGACAGAAGAAUCAGCCAAUGACUCCCGAGGCAGUGAAGGCUAACUGGAUGAAGAUAUGUGACUUCGAUGAUGCCAGCAAACCUAAGACAAUUCAAGAAUCAAUGAGUGGUUUGGUUGAAGUUCUCAGUGAAAUCAAUGCCAAUGGGAGAGUGUCCACCAAUAAUACCAGCCACACAGCAACAGCUGCUACAUCUGGAUUUACUGGUGCUAUUGGCUAUAAAUUUCCUCCAUUUUUUGCUACGUAUUCAGAAUUGGAAGCCAUUAUGUAUGCCCUUGGAGUGGGUGCCUCGGUCAAAGAACCCAAGGACUUGAAAUUUAUUUAUGAAGGAAGUUCUGAUUUUUCACCUUUGCCUACCUUUGGAGUUAUCAUAGCUCAGAGUUGUCUAAUGGGUGGAGGAUUAGCAGAGAUUCCAGGCCUUUCAGUCAACCUUGCAAAGAUUCUCCAUGGAGAGCAAUAUCUGGAGUUGUAUAAGCCACUUCCCAGAUCAGGAAAAUUAAAAUGUGAAGCAGUUGUUGCUGAUAUCCUAGAUAAAGGAUCCGGUUUAGUGAUUCUUUUGGAUGUCUAUGCUUAUUCUGAUAAGGAUCUUGUUUGUUACAAUCAAUUUUCUCUCUUCCUUGUUGGAGCUGGAGGAGUUGGUGGAAAACGAACAUCAGAUAAAGCCAAGGCCUCUGCAGCCAUCCCCAGCAGACCCCCUGAUGCUGUGGUUACUGACACCACCUCCCUCAACCAGGCUGCUUUAUACCGCCUCAGUGGAGACUGGAAUCCUUUGCACAUUGACCCUAACUUUGCGAGCAUGGCAGGUUUUGACAAGCCCAUUUUACAUGGAUUAUGUACAUUUGGAUUUUCUGCUAGACAUGUUCUGCAGAGAUUUGCAGAUAAUGAUGUGUCAAGAUUCAAGGCCAUUAAGGUUCGUUUUUCAAAACCUGUAUACCCAGGACAAACUCUACAAACUGAGAUGUGGAAAGAAGGAAAUAGAAUUCAUUUUCAAACCAAGAAUCUGGAGACUGGAGACAUUGUCAUAGCCAAUGCAUAUGUAGAUCUUGUGUCAUCAUCUGGGACUGCAGCUCAAGCUCCUACUGAGGAUGGGAAGCUUCAGAGUACCUUUAUAUUUGAGGAAAUUGGUCGCCGCCUUAAAAAUAUGGGCCUUGACGUGGUGAAGAAAGUGAAUGCUGUAUUUGAGUGGCAUAUUACGAAGGGUGGAAACACUGCGGCUAAGUGGACUAUUGACCUUAAAAAUGGUUCUGGGAAAGUAUAUCGAGGCCCUGCAGAAGGCUCUGCUGAUACCACAUUUAUACUUUCAGAUGAAGAUUUCAUGGAGGUAGUCCUGGGCAAGCUGGACCCUCAGAAGGCUUUCUUUAGUGGCAGACUGAAGGCCAAAGGGAACAUCAUGUUGAGCCAGAAGCUUCAGUUGAUCCUUAAAGACCAUGCCAAACUCUGAAGGACACACUGCGGCAUCAACAAAAAUAAGAAAAAUCUAAUGCUCGCUUCACAGAAUUGAUCGAAAGGAAGAUAAUGGAGAAAUUGCUUCAUACUCUCAGAUUUUAGAUAACUAUUCAGAUGUUUAUUUUCUACUAAUUUUUCAUGUCGUUAUUUUUACAAGGAACUUUAAGCAAGCAUUAACUAUCCUCCUAUUCUUAGAUCAAUGACUUCAAAAUAAAAUGUAAUCAUCUAGCAUCUA